Pieris brassicae (large cabbage white) is the source of this 6465-nucleotide messenger RNA. RefSeq lists its product as uncharacterized. The transcript has 12 exons. NCBI's taxonomy places the organism in Eukaryota, Metazoa, Arthropoda, Insecta, Lepidoptera, Pieridae. The coding region runs from base 121 to 2805 and encodes 894 amino acids. The record is from RefSeq and is a predicted model, not a curated record.
UUUUUAUCCAGUACACAUCGUGUUGGCGUCCGAUGUUGACGCAGUUUGUUUAAAAUUAUUGUUUAUAAGUUGUGAUAAUUGGAUUGUAUCGUUUUGCAGAUCAUGACUUAGCUGCCUAAUAUGGAGAAAGAAACUGUUAAUUUCACCAACACCCAAACUGGGGCUUCAGCUGAAGUUAACAUUGAAAAUACGUCCAGUAUAGUGGUAGUUGAUAUAAAAAUAGAAAAUGAGGAACUAAAAGAAGAAACUAAAAAUGAAAGUGGUGUUAUAGUUGAAGUGUUUGAAGACAAAGACUCAGUUUCUAAAGAGAACUCUUUUAUUGAGAAUGGUUUGUGUGAAACAAUAGACGAUGCACGAUCUUUAGGUGACCUAGAUAGUUUAGCGGCAGGGGACGAAUUAGUGCUUGGCGCAGCGGGCAGUGACAGCGGAGUAGAAGGAUGCGGCCGAGCGUUGAGCAGUGGCGGAGGAUCUCGGUCUUGUGCAUCAAGUGUAGUUUCCUGCGGCUCAGGUUGUGGUUCAGAGAGUUCUUCGGUCGCAGGGGCACCUCCAAGACCAAGAAAACGUGUCAAUGUGACAGUUACAGAGCCAAAGAGAAGUUCUCCGAUAACAUCUACUCCUCGCCCGACAACGGCUCCUAGAGGACCAAAUCUAGCCACUCGUGAACGUGCCCGAAGCAGAGAGAAACCGAUACCGCCCGAGAAACCUCGGCCGUUGACUCCAAAGCCUAAAAUUAGACCGACUACAGAUCUUCCAAAUCUUGUCAGAGAGAGCCCCGCAUUACGUGCCAAACAAACCAAAACUUCCGCCGCUAGAUGUAGAACGCCAAAUUCACCUCAGACUGAAGAAAAGAAAUGGCCAACUAACGGUCAGAGGCUGGCCACUGUGUCAGAUGCAGGAGCCACUCGUGUGGCGGCUGAUAAAUAUGGAACCUUGCCGAGAAGGCGGAGGGAAGAUCAAGAGAUGUCGCCGAAACAUGACAGUAGCCCCCCAGCAUCUAGACGUCCCACUGUCACGCGUUCAGCGUCCUCGAGAACAGCCACAAAGACGCGAGUUAAAAUUUACGCCGAAAAGACAUCACAAACUGUUUUGUUGGGUUCCGAUAUUGAAUCCGCUUUUGGUGGCGUCGUUCCCAAUAUUGAAAGAAUAGAAGUGAAUCGUUGUCAUCGUGGAGUGCAAGCAAGUGCAAGAGACACCGAGACAACACGACUUGCAGCAGCCAAGGCCGCAGCAGAGGCCGCUGCAGUCGAGGAAAGAGAGCGCAGGUUACACGCAGAAUCCCAGUUGGCUGCCGAACGGACUGCAAGAUUGGCUGCCAUCGCAGAGCUUGAGAGAAAUUCGUUGCGGCUUUUGGAACUGGCCGGCGCAGGCGCUGGCGCAGGCGCAGAUGGCUGUCUACGAGCAUUGGAAGAGCAAUUGCGAUCCGCAGAAGACCUAGCAACUCGGCAGCGAGCUGAAAACGACACGUUGAGAGACCACUGUGACAAGUUACAUGCGGACGCGUGCAAAGCCCGUGAAAGGUCACGCGUCUUCGAAGCGCGUUUGACAGAAGCGGAGCGUGAAGCGUCGGAAAUGCAGGACUUCUUGGCCGCUGAGACCGGAGCUCUUGGGGACUCGCUGCUUGAUGCUGAGAAUGAGAUUGCCCGGCUCAACGCUGACCUUGAGAGAAGACGAGGUGAAUGCCGUCAACUAGUGCGUAUGUGCGAACAACGUCGUCAAGAGGCUCUGGCUGCGUCCGCUCGCGCACGUUUCGCAACGGGCGCAAGUGUGGGUGGUGCUCACGCUAGCGCGCACGCACUCGACGCACUCGCCCGUAAACUACGCACGUUGACAGAUGCAGUGCGAACGGCUUAUGCGUUGCCACAUCAUGCUAUACAACCAACUGUUUUUCACAAUGAUGCGUACAGUCGUAGCGACAGUGGCGAUACACUGUCCCCAGAAGAGGAAUCCAGGGGUGGUCUGCUAGGAGCAGUGGUACGUGCACUGCGUACGGCAGCAGCGAGCGCGCCCGUACUUACGCACGUUGAUGAUGAUCGCUCAAGGAUAUCCGAUGAUAAUGAUUCAGCUGAAUUACUUGAUUCGGAAACGGAGCCCUGUUUGGUCACUGACCCGGAAUGUGCGGAAGAGUGGUGGUCGGGCGCCUGGAGUGGUGAAGAAUUGUCUCCCGAACGAGAUUCUUUCGGGGACAUUGAUAAAGAUCCAGAAUCUAACUCCGGAUCUGAGCGCGAAUCGCUCCGGAAUCUAUCAGCGGCUAUUGCGCAAAGGCAGAGGUCCGAGGCGGAAGCGGAAGAAGCGGCUCGGGGAUGUCUUUUGGACAAAGUGGUGUUAUUGGACCAAAGAUUGGCGGAACUAGUUCGAGCGCUCGCAUUGGCUGCUGCCGCCGCGAGGCAUAAAGACGCGCCCGCUGCUACGCUCGCUGAUACACUCCGGGAGAAGUUGGAUGUGACUGAAAAAAAUGUGGCUGACGUGGUCGUGAAGAAAUUAGCGGAGCUUGAUGCCUCAAAACACAUGAUGGAGCAGUACAGAACCUCCAUUGAAACGCUCAAAAAUCAGCUGGUCCAAUGUACUGAGGAGGACGACGUCGAAGUAAUUGAGCGGGAACUGUCAUCAUGUGAGGAAACCGAACGCCGUCUCCGCUACGAAGCUGUAGAGGGCGCUCUGUCAAGUCUUUCAUCCUUGGGCUGGCCCCGACUUAUGCCUUUGCGAUUACGUCUCGAAAGAUUAGCCUUCGCACUCGCCGCUCCGCCGAGGCCCGCGCACGCGCAUAACACUUCGCCCCUAACCCCCCAUCCCGCUGCCUGUACUUAAUAUUGGUAUGACUUUGAAUUAAACCAAAUGCGGAUAAACUGCCGCAGUUAUUUAUAGUUAUUAAAGGGAUGCACAUCAAAAUUUACUUGUAAUAAUUUAAUUUAACAAUUGCUGAAUUUUGGCUGCAAAUUUUUGACUACGGCAAUAAAAUUAGGUUGUCAGCAUUCAGUAUUAAGAGAACAAGUAUUUAAGUUUUUCUUUUUAGUAUACGUUUUAGUUUUAUGCCAGUUUCAAGUAGAAUAAUAUACGGCUUUUGUUGUCUUUAAAACCGCGUUUUAAGUGUAUUCUGUACAAUUAACACUCACUCACCGACUCUACCAUGAGCUUGUCUAUGCGCAACGUCAUUAGUCUGUGCCAAAUAUUUCUAUGAUUUUUUUUAUUUUACAAACGUAAUAUUUUCAUUAAAUAUUUUAAUAUCUUGUCAAGCUCAUAGUAGACUUGUGUUAUGAAAACUUAAAUAUUGAUUAUCUCCUAUAAAGGACUAAUGCAGGAGAAUGUAAGGUCGAUGGCGACCCGGAGGGGUCUGGAGCCCCUGGGACCUAUACAGGUUCUCGAUUGUUAUUGUUAUUCAUAAAACUUUGAAUUACGCUAAUUUUAGAUCCGCACUUAAACGUUUAAGUUUGGUAACAGGGGCUAAGUUAAGGCAAGUAUCAGAAAUAGUUUUCGAUCAUAGAUAAUUUUACAUCUGUAAAAAAGGAAGAUUUUUGCAUGGCGAAUGUGUACUAAACGCACACAUAUACUUCUAAAUUUGCUAGGGUCAAUUGUAGGGCAAGAACAUGACAUACUGUGUAAAUUUUAAAUGUUAUCAUUUGAAAUUCCGUUAUUUUUAAGAUUAAAAAUCUCUUCGAAUACAAAGUCGAAAGUUUCCUAUCUACUUAAUAAACUAGAAACCAUAUACAAUUGAGCUUUUAAGAAUUCUGUAUUAACAAAAUCGUUCCUCUUGUAAAAACAAUAUUUUUAAAAGUAAACUCUGUUUUCUGAUUCGUAUCUCAAGUCAGAAUAUUAAGCGCUAUCCAAAGUGUCAAACUGAAUACAGAAUAAAUAUUUGACUGCUAAACUAGAUUUAGCUUUCGUUCUAGAAUUCGGGUUAAAGUGAAUGGCUGGAAUGGCAUUCCAAGUUAUCAAUAUACUUAAUUAUUAAGAGGUUGUUCCAAUAAAAUACUAUUACUAUUCUACUCUACUAUUAAAUUUAAUAUCGCAAAUUGUAAUUUAAACUUCGCGAAUAACCUCCCAUUAAAACUUGAAGAUGACCCCUCUACUGUGCCAGUACUUUUCUUGGCCAGUAACAGCGUUGCUGUCAUAGAUAUUUGUAUUACCAGUAAAUAAAAAUUAAUAAGGGGGACUAAUUUGAAGUCAUGCAGGAUAACUAAAACAACGUAUACUAGUAAUAGUUCACUACAGUUCAUCUUCAAUCUUCACACACAAAUUUAGGAACAACUGGUAUCAUAGGUUUUGUUGCCUGUACUAUUAAUAUAUCUUUUAAGAUUCCUAACAAUCAGAACCGUUUUAUAAUUAAAACUUUGCCAUUGUAAUUAAUAAUGCAACGAAUAAAAAUAAAUACAUUUUAGUUGGAUUUUUACUAGAUGUUGGUAGAUAGUAAAAUUAUUUAUUGAGAUCACGUUGUAUUUGAGACUCUGACAUUUCGGUAGUACCAAUUUCAGCUGCCGGCCAAGAAAAGUAUGUGGCACUAUAAGUCUGGCUGACUUCCGUAUGUCAAAUACUAAUUGGAUUUACCAUACUUAGCGCUAACAAUAUUACCCUAUGUUGCCUUCUAGACUCUAUGAAGCGUAUACAACAAUCUGUUGGUCAUAAGAAUUAAGUUUUAAAAAUUUUAAUGGAACAACCUUUCACAAUAGCUGAUAAUUUACAAAAAUCGCUUUAAAUCUUCAAUUUCAUAUCAUCCGUCCUGGUCAAUCGUGCUUGCCAGUAGUAAAUAAAUCGUAGGCUUUUAAUAAUAUUAAAAACAUAUUUUUCAUUAACGGCUGCAUUUUCAGACUGACGUUAGUUAUUGUAUUUCACGCAAAUAUUUUAAUUAAAUUCACGUUUAUAUAUAUAGAUUUUCACAGGUUACGUUUACGCACUAUACGCUAUGAUACACAAAAGUAAAUUAAAGGGGCGUAUUUUGUAUAUCUAUCGCUGGGCUGUGAUUGGCCGAGGAAAUGCCAACAGCGAGUAAUAAAUAUGAAAAUAUUUCUCUGUAUCCAAAUUUACAGAUUUCAUGUUAGUUUAACUAUCGCUUUCAUUGAUUAAAUUAUUCUUAGUACAACGUUUUAACUAAUUAUAUAUAUUUAAAAAAAACAUUCAUUUAUUUCUGUCGCGUUUUCGCUUUGAUGAAGAGACUUAUUAUAAAAAGUGGACUAAAUUAAGUAUACAAAAAACCUAAUAAUAUUACACGUUAAUGCGGUCCAUUUAGUUUAAAUAAAAGGGGGGGGGGCUGUCAAUUAGCCUCAUUUUAAUGGCUCUUGUUUAUACGCCAUCUCGUGAUGGAGAAUAAACAUUAGUCAUAAAAAUAAUUCUGCGUUUUAACUACACUUCUCUUUCGUCUCUUACCGUCAUGUUAUGUUUAGGCUGUGCUUAAAAGAGACACUUGAGAAAUUUAGUUAAAAUGAUGCAAUUGCAAUGAGUUUUUUAUGAAUAACCGGGAAUAAGUAUACACUAUUACUAUUCGGUUAGAUGAAAUUGUUGAGACUUGUUGAUAAAAUAGUCGUAGUUGGUGUAUGUGAAUAGUUUAACGAGUUUGCCAAUGUUUAUCGACACGUGAAUUGGUUAAAUUCAACUUGGGGAUGUUAAAUAAUAGACGUAAUAUUAUAAGAAUAAUACAAGUAUGUGCCGAAACUGAUAAAAAAGUUUUAGCAAAAGAUUAACGCGGUGAAAUGAUGGCAGACAGCCGAGCGGCCAUCUUGGUUUGAUCUCUCAUAAUCUACAGAUUAUAAAGAAUUCUAUAUUUAGGAUAUUUCUUCUGUAUAUUCAUUGCAUUUUUAAAUAUAUUUCAUCCCUAACGCAUUUAUACUGCAUUGUGUUGUGUGCAAUUGUAUUUUCUUUUUUAUAUAAGUUCACUUGUAAAAUUGUUUUGCCAUAUUGAAUAAUUUGAUGACAAAUCAUGUAUGUGCCAUUGUGUGUUAAUGUAAACGCAGUGACAAAAUUGUAAACGUACUAUGAAACUCUAAUUAAGGUUUAUAAUACGUUUUUGAAUAAGUAUUCUCUAGUCAAUUGACAAUCCACAAAUUUGCUUGUAAGCUUUUCCGUUUUGUUUCUGUUUUAAUUAAAUUUAAAAUUAUGGUGACGCUUUUGUAAUUUUGCGACUGGUUUUUUUUGAUAAGGGAAAUGAUUUAAUUAUAUUCGUAAGGUUCUUUAAUAACUGUUCCGCGGAUAAGUUUGAAGAUGGAUUUAUGCAUCUUUAUUAUUUUUUAAAACAAGGCUGAUCACUCAUAAACAGGAACAUUUUUUCCUCGAUAAUCAAACCUCGGUCUAGUUUAAAGGUUUAGGGCGUCAGUAAAUUUUUGUCUAAUAAUUAAAUCACUUCCCUGGUAAAAAUAUUAUUUUGUUUGCUUGCAGUGAGGUGCUAAGUAUUGAUUGUAUAAAACAAUUGAUAGAUUUGAUUCCAUUGCGUUUGUAAUAACUACGAAAUUAUGUAAAUAGUGUUGUAAAUAAAAUAUCUUU